AUGGGGAUCAGAGUGAUUCCUUUAUGGUUGCCGCAUUCCGAACGCGAGCCUCCUUUGAAGAUGGGAACAAUAACGGAGCGGCUCCAAUCAGUUGCGCCAGUUUCUUGCUCCCACAGUUUCACUGGUAAUUCGUGUAAAUCGUCUACAAGAGCAUGGCCCCCGAAUUUGGAGUGGGCUGGAUGGCGAUCAUCUGGUGCCUCGGCUUUGUUCAACUUCAACAGUCCGAUCUCACAUUUGAUUCCUGAGCGAGCUGGUGGAUGCAAAG
Molecule: messenger RNA, 265 nt
Organism: Dicrocoelium dendriticum
Lineage: Eukaryota; Metazoa; Platyhelminthes; Trematoda; Plagiorchiida; Dicrocoeliidae
Source: the annotation of a GenBank genome assembly